Molecule: messenger RNA, 1881 nt
Organism: Pocillopora meandrina
Lineage: Eukaryota; Metazoa; Cnidaria; Anthozoa; Scleractinia; Pocilloporidae
Source: the annotation of a GenBank genome assembly
AUUCCAUUUACUUGCUCUCGUUUCUAUCAGCUUCGCACUUCUUUACAAAUAGUCAACGUUAGUAAUGAAUAAAUGUGAUAACAAGUGUGGUGAAAAGAUAUUAUAUUUUAUCAAAGAGAACUGAACUCGCAAUUAUAGAUAGUUACUCGAUCAGAGAGGGUAACAUAAUCUGACAUGCAAAAAAGUGAAUAGGAUGGAACUGUACCUAAUGGAUUUUCAUAAAUUUUUUUCUAUUAAAACAGGAAGCAAGAGCUUAUCAACAAAAUGCAACUUUUACAUGCAUUAUUACUCACAGUCGUCGUUCUUUCCAUCUUCAUCCAUGAUGUCGCAGCGUCUUCAGAUCUAUCAAGUACUGACGACUUCCCUACAAUGGACCUCAGAUCUUUAGCAGCUAAGCGAUUCAUGCAACUCAAACGGGGCAAUAAUCUUUGUGGCAUGUCGUAUUACGGCUGCAGAAAAAAUGGGGUGAGAAGCAAAGAUAUAUGCUAAUUGUUUAUGAAAUAAUACUCCAUUGAAUUGUUUGAUACUUAGGCUUGACUGGCACUGUCCUGAACUACAGAAGAGCCUGGGUCUUGUAUAAAGUCAGGGUUUCAACAACUUUUUCCUUCGGCGGCCGCCGAUGGUGUGAAAUUCGGCUGUGCUUAGAAAAGGGCCGCAAGGCCCGAGAGCCUGCUCGCAUGCUGAACAAACGCCGGUGAAAGUCUUCUAGGCGGCGGUAGAGUGUCGGUCAUUGGAUCUUGGUGAGACCCCUGAAAGAGAUCUGAGUUAUUGGCACUUGUGCUUAACUGCGGUGCUGAAUUAACCAAGCAUGUUUUGAAUGAAACCACACGAAUCCGAAGGUCUGAAUUCCCAGCAGCACCUUCGGCCUUACUCGCAUACUUGGUGGUCGAAAUCCAUGUAAAUGACAAGGUUCUUAUCUUGUCAUAACUGGGUAAAACCUUGUAUAGGGAAUAUACGAUACCAUGACAAAACGUCCAAAAAAAUCUGCUAACCUUGAACAAGCAAGAUUUUCGGAAACAGUGCUGCGAAUCGUAUUACGUAGGUGAAAUGUGAGGUGGAGGUGAGGGGAGGGGGGGGGAGGGUGAAAGAGAGAGAGAGGGGGGAGGAAAGAAGACAAGAAAGUCUGGUAUUUUGUAGCAACGAUCUUAUAUGAUAUAUCUAUAAUUUCUUUCCUAUAUUUAAAACAGAAACGCAGAAAAAAGUCAUGGAUGCCUCCACUUCGCAACAUGCGCGAUCAUGAAGAUCGUACCUUCGCGCAGAGACGUUGAUAGCGAAGAACGGCAAACGCUGGGAUCAAAAUUGAUCGCUCACCUUCAAACACUCACGAAAAUAUGAAUAAAACUAUCUAUAUUUAAUAUUCUUGAGUUAAGGCUUAUAGUUAAUAACUUGUUAUUUUUAAAAGCAUUAAAAUAUUUAGAAAUCAAUAUUAGUAGCUCAGCGUGUGUUGAAUAUAUUCAAGAGAUGAUGUGAAUGUUCCUCCUUUUUAGAGGAAGAAAGUCUUUGUUUUUUCGAGAUGAAAACAGCCGCAUAUAGGAUUGUUCAUAUUCAGAAGUAAUCACUAAAAUGAUUCGGAACUCGAGGGUAUUAAACUUCAUAGAUAGCUUAAGCACUGAUGGGAAUAACCUUGAAGAUAACGUAGUUGUAAAAAGUUGAUUGUAUCAACACCAUGCAACGGAAUUGAAAUCUUGCUUUACAUAUAUUUCCUAAACAACUCUACUUCCAGCCACAAUUACAAAUGUAGGGUCUUUUAAAAACUCCUCCCAGCAUCAACGGUAGUCAGAUAUCAUGAUGGUCGAUCAGAUCGUUGAUCUCUCAUUUGGUCUUAACAACGAUAUUUUUAAUUUUCUUAAUUAAAAAGAGGGUUGUAUCUUUGAUAUUCGC